Messenger RNA from Hemicordylus capensis (graceful crag lizard), 18224 nucleotides. Its product is annotated as IgGFc-binding protein-like. NCBI's taxonomy places the organism in Eukaryota, Metazoa, Chordata, Lepidosauria, Squamata, Cordylidae. The transcript has 41 exons. Gene Ontology annotation, molecular function: protein binding. The record is from RefSeq and is a predicted model, not a curated record. The coding region runs from base 1 to 16770 and encodes 5589 amino acids.
AUGACACCCCCCACUCCAUAUUUAACAGGAAAUGACUGGGCGGAGUGCGGGGGGAACCUCAUCUUGUAUUCAGCCAUGGAAAGGAUACCGCUGCUGCUCUGGGUGUGGCUGGCCCUCCUGUGUGGCCCUAGUGCAGCAAGUUCCUGUGGGAAGGAAUUUAUCACAGCCUUCCUGCAGAAUAGCUGGGAAACCCAAGCUAAUCCCAAAUUUGAGCUGCUUAUCACUGGAUAUCAUUCUGCAACCACCGUCACAGUGUCAGUGAGCAAGCAAAUGUUCAGAACCACUUCUGUCAAUGAAGGACAGACAGUGUCCAUUGUGGUCCCAAUCUCCCUCGAGAUGGUGGGGACUGACAUUUUUGAUGGGGCUGUGUUGAUCCAAGCUGACAAAAACAUCACGGUCUUCUCCCGCAACUACAAAUGGCAAACAACUGGAGCCACAGCUGUGUACCCUGUCCAACAGCUGGGCACAGUGUAUUAUGUGGUGACUCCAGUGGGCGACAUGUCAAAUACGUUCAAGGAAUUUGCAGUUGUCACCUAUCAGUUCCCCACUAGAGUUGACAUCCAUCUGAAAGGGACUGUGAUAUUCAAAGGGCGGGUUUAUCCUGCCGGGAGCAGACUUGUUGCUGACCUUGAGGCCUUCCAAGCAAUCCAGUUGCAAAGCUCAGUGGAUUUAUCUGGCACCAGAGUUGAAUCAGACCAACCUGUGGCUGUCCUGAGUGGGCACAGUUGUGCUUGGAAACUCACAAGCUGUGACCAUGUUGUUGAACAGCUCCUGCCAGUUUCCAGCUGGGGUACCACUUUCAUUGUUCCCCCAUUGUGCUUCCAAAGUAGAUUUGACAUUGUGUAUAUAACCAGCUCCCAGAACACUUACAUCAAAUACCAAUCUGGGAACGCCCAAGAUUCCCAUAAUCUGAUAGCUGGGCAAGUUAUCAAGUUAGACAUGCCAAGCUCUCAGCCAAUUUACAUCUCCGCUAGUGCUGGAAUCCAGGUCCUUUUCUUCUUCGCUGGUGCCACAAGAGGAAGUGAAGCCUACGACCCCUUCCUCAUCAAUAUCCCAGCCUUAACAAGUUAUUAUGUGUCGUAUCACAUUGAUGGAAUGUCCCAAUUUUAUAAUCAUGCAAUCAUCAUUGCCAACACCACAGAAUCCAGUGGGAUCACAUUAGAGAAGAAGCCCAUUGAAAAUAUCCAGUGGAGGCCGAUCCGUGGCACAGAAUAUUCUUGGGCUGAGCACAGCCUGGGCAAAGAAGGCCAUGCCCUUUCCCUAGAGCACGCCAGCACUCCUUUUGGACUCUUGAUCUUUGGAGUCUCACAGUAUGAUGGGUAUGGCUCGGUGGCUCUUUGUUCCUGCAGUAAACCAGUACCCUCAUGCAGCUUGAUCCAGUGCAGAAAGAAAGAGAAGUGUGAAAUGAUAGAUGGUCAACCAGUGUGUGUGCCUGAGUCUGAAUCCACCUGCUGGGCUCAAGGAGACCCUCAUUAUCACACCUUUGAUGGGAAGAAUUUUGACUUCAUGGGCACCUGCACCUACACCAUUGCCAAGACUUGCAGUCUAGAUCCAACUCUUCCUUCCUUCAGUGUUGAGGCCAAGAAUGAGAACAGGGGAAAUACUCGUGUUUCUUACAUUGGUUCUGUCACAGUCAGAGUCUAUAACAUUACCAUUUCUGUGGCCAGAAAUGAGGUUGGACAUGUGAGGGUGAAUAACCAGCGGACCCAGCUGCCCAUUUCCCUGCAUAAGGGGAAACUGAAGGGUUACCAGAGCGGGAACUCUGUCCUUAUUGAGACUGACUUCUACCUGUGGGUCUCCUAUGACUGGAACAGCUACCUGGUGGUGAAGAUCUCCAGCAGCUUUUCAGAGAGCAUCUGUGGCCUUUGUGGCAACUACAAUGAAGACCCAAAAGAUGACUUCACCAUGCCUGAUGGGAACUUGGCUCCCAGUCCUGUGGAAUUUGGAAGAAGCUGGAAGGUGGAGGAUGGUGAUAGGUUCUGCUGGGAUGACUGUAAUGGGGAAUGCAAAAGCUGCCCACCUGAGAUAGCCAACAAGUAUGAAGCAGAGCCAUUCUGCGGCUGGAUUAGCAAAGGGGGAGAUGGCCCAUUCAGCCAGUGCCACUCUGUGAUUGACCCUAAGAUCAUUCUAGACAACUGCGUCUAUGAUCUUUGCUUGAACGAUGGCCUCAAGGAUGUGCUGUGCGAGGCCCUGAAGAACUAUGCAGAUGCUUGCCAAAAAGAGGGGAUUGCUGUUUCUGAUUGGAGGUCACUCACUGGUUGCUCUCUACCCUGCCCUGAGAACAGCCAGUACAAGGCCUGUGGAUCUCCAUGUCCUGCCACCUGCAAUGACCAAGCUGGCCCCAAGAACUGUUCCUCAUUGCCUUGUGUAGAGACCUGCCAGUGCAAUGAGGGAUUUGUGCUGGAUGCUGGAAAAUGCAUCCCCAAGUCUGCCUGCGGGUGCAUAUUUGAGGGGAAACUCUUCCCUCCUGGUGAGCAGUUCUGGGGAGACGACACCUGCACAAAACAAUGCACCUGCAAUGCGCAGACAAGACAAGUGACCUGUGAAGCAACAAGCUGCAAGAGUGGUGAGCAAUGCUGGGUGGAAGACGGCAUCAGAAACUGCUACCCCAUCAGUUAUGCCACCUGCUCCGCCUCAGGGGACCCCCACUAUAUCACCUUUGAUGGCAAAAAGUUUGACUUCCAGGGCACCUGUGUAUAUCAGUUCACUGGACUGUGUGAGAAGAGAAAUGGCCUAGUUGAUUUCCUGAUUCUUGUCCAGAAUGAUCAUCGAGGAAGCCAAUCUGUGUCCUUCACCCAAGUUGUAGAGAUCAAUGUUUAUGAGACAGUCAUUGUGAUCAACAGAGCAAACCCUGGAAAAGUCAUGGUGGAUGGCUUGCUGACCAACCUGCCAUAUAAGAUCGGAAACAACAAAAUUUCCAUUUAUAAGAGGGGGCAAGAGGCAGUGGUCCAGACAGACUUCUUCCUGACUGUCACCUUUGAUUGGCAAAGCCGCAUCACUGUGAAUGCACCCAGCACUUAUGCUGGGGCCUUUUGUGGUCUCUGUGGGAACUUCAAUGGCAAGAAAGAGGAUGACAUGACCAUGAGAGAUGGCAGUGUGGCUCCAAAUCCAACAGCCUUUGGACAGAGCUGGAAAGUGCGGGAGGUACCAGGCUGCACAGAGGUCGACAAAGGAGAGUGCUCUGACCUAUCGGCCAUUGAGAGUCACCAACGGGGCCUCAGCACAGGGUGUGGGCUUAUCCUCGACAAGAAUGGCCCUUUCAGAGAUUGUCACAGCAAAGUUGAUCCAGAGAUAUACUUCCAAGAUUGUGUGUAUGAUUACUGCUUUUUUGAUGGCCAGCAAGCUGUGAUCUGCCAGGUUAUUGCCAGCUAUGCGGCAGCCUGCCAGGCAGCUGGGGCGACCCUCCACGCCUGGAGAUCUGACACCUUCUGCAAUUUUUCUUGUGCUCAAAACAGCCACUACGAGCUGUGUGCCAGGGACUGUGCCCAGACCUGUGGCAGCGUCUAUGUUCCAGUCCCCUGCCCGGACAGGUGCCAGGAAGGCUGUGUGUGCGACGAGGACUUUGUGCAGAGUGGCGACCAAUGUGUCCCCAUGUCCCAAUGUGGCUGCUACCAUCAGGGCCGCUACUACUUGGCCGGAGAGAUUUUCUACCCCACAUGUCAGGAGCGUUGUGUUUGCCAAGCUGGUGGGUCUGUGCAGUGCAGAGCCUUCUCCUGCGGCCCCAAUGAGGAGUGCAAGUUGUCAGGGGGCAUCCAGAAAUGCCACCCCAUCAACCACGCCAACUGUUCUGCGUCCGGUGACCCUCACUACCUGACAUUCGAUGGACGGCCCUUUGAUUUCCAGGGCACUUGCACGUACAUCUUGGCGACAGCCAGCACAGGCAACCAGAAUCUGAUACCCUUUACUGUUAUUGUGGAGAAUGAGGCCUGGGGGAAUGGGAAGGUCUCAGUUACCAAGAUGGUCUCUGUCAACAUCUAUGGCAACACACUCACAUUACUGCAAAACAAGCAGGGGAAAGUGAAGGUGAAUGGUUUGUUCCAACCCCUCCCUGCAACCCUUUCUGGAGGACUGCUCCGAGCCUAUCAACAUGGCACUAAAGUCCUGGUCCAGACGGACUUUGGCCUCAUUGUGAGCUAUGACCUGGUUUACCACGUGACGGUCACUGUCCCAGGCAGCUACCAGGGCCAGAUGGGUGGCUUGUGUGGGAACUACAAUGGCCAGAAGGAUGACGAAUUCCAGCUCCCUGAUGGCAGCCUGGUCUCUGAUGCGACGGUAUUUGGUGCUGCCUGGAAAGUGUCGGUCCCUGGGGCAGAAGGAUCCUGCUCGGAUGGAUGCUCUGGGAGCGAGUGCCCAGUCUGCGAAGAGGCGAAGGAGGACAUUUUCAAAUGGCGCAACUACUGUGGGAUCCUCAUCGCAGCUGACGGCCCCUUCAGUGCUUGCCAUAGCACUGUAGACCCCAACUUGUACCUCAACAACUGCAUCUACGACCUGUGCCUGGGCAAUGGGGACAGCCAGGUUUUGUGCAAGAGUAUUGAGAGCUAUGUGUCUGCCUGCCAAGAGGCUGGGGUCUCUAUCCAGCCCUGGAGGAGUCCAUCUUUCUGCCCUCUGAGCUGCCCAACCAACAGUCACUAUGAGGUCUGUGCCAAGGUUUGUGUCACCUCCUGUGCCAGGAUCUCAGACCCUGGAAUGUGCCCAGAGACCUGUGCUGAGGGCUGCCAGUGUGACGAUGGCUUCUUCUUUAAUGGCCAUGGCUGUGUUACUGCAGAAAACUGUGGGUGCUUCAAGGACGGACGUUACUUCCAGGCCAAUGAGACAAUUCUGCUGAAUGAGUGCCAGGAAAGCUGUAUCUGCAUCCCAGGCCAGGGGGUAAAGUGCGAGACCCACAGCUGCACAACUGAGGAGAACUGUGAGAUUCAAGAUGGAGUCAUGGGUUGUUUUAAUAAGGAUCCAUGCAAAGCCUUGAAGUGUCGAGAAAAGGAAACAUGCCAAAUUGAGAACAACCAAGCUACGUGCGUUCCUGAUUUCACAGGAUCGUGCUGGGGCUGGGGGGACCCACACUAUCACACCUUUGAUGGGCUGGACUUUGACUUCCAAGGCACCUGUACUUACACCAUCACCAAGUACUGUGGAAAUGACCCUACCCUGGUACCUUUCACUAUAGAUGAGAAGAAUGACAACAGAGGCAACAACCAGGCUGUGUCCUACGUGCGUUUGACUAACAUCUACGUCUAUGGGUACAAGAUCUCCAUCCACAAGCAGGAAACUGGGAGAAUCAGGUUAAAUGACACAAUCAUCAGCCUACCACUGACUCUUGAAGAUGGUAAGAUCAGGCUUUACCAAAGUGGACUCAAUGCUGUCCUGGAAACAGAUUUUGGCCUCCAUGUGACCUAUGACUGGAACUGGCACCUGAUUGUCACACUCCCCAGCAGCUAUUACGGAACCAUGUGUGGGCUGUGUGGAAACUUCAACCAAAACCCUGCAGAUGACAUGACCUUUCCAAAUGGCACCAAGGCCACCUCCAUUGUAAGUUGGGCCAGCAGCUGGAAAGUCAAUGACCGAGAUCCUUUCUGCUGGGAUUAUUGUCGGGGGAAUUGCCCAAUAUGUGAUGAGAACAAGAAAGAGUUGUAUGGAAAGGAAGAGUACUGUGGAGUGAUCAGCAAAACCCCUGAAGGGCCUUUUAGAGAGUGUCACACCAAAGUGAAUCCAGAUGACUUCUUUGAUAGUUGCAUUUAUGAUGUGUGCCUGAAUGGUGGAGCCAACAAUAUCCUCUGCCAGGCACUGGAGGCCUACGCUACGACUUGCAGGAAAGCAGGUGCUGUGGUGUAUGAUUGGAGGACGCCGUCUGGUUGUGCCUUGCCAUGCCCUGAAAACAGCCACUACGAGGCCUGUGGAAAUGCCUGCCCGGCCAGCUGCUCGAAUCGCACUGCUCCAUCCACCUGCAAAGAGCCAUGUGUGGAAACCUGCCAGUGCAAUGAUGGCUUUGUCCUCAGUGUUGACAAGUGCGUGCCUAUAGGAAGUUGUGGCUGCACCUACAAUGGCAUCUACUACAAGCCUGAGGAGCAAUUCUGGGCUGAUGAAAACUGUGGCUCCCGCUGCAGAUGUGAUCCCGCCCUGGGCAUGGUGGUGUGCAAGCCAGCUUGCUGUAAAGACAAUGAGAGGUGCUCUGUGGUCAAUGGGAUCAGAGACUGCUAUCCCAUCAGCUCUGCUACCUGCUCAGCAUCUGGCGACCCUCACUACACCACUUUUGAUGGGAAGAAAUUUGAUUUCAUGGGCACUUGCAUCUAUCAAUUGGCUGGACUGUGCUCUGAGGACCCAACGCUCAGGCCUUUCCUGGUCAAUGUGCAAAACAACAACCGAGGCAAUAAGAAGGUGUCUUACACCAAAGUGGUGACGUUGGUGGUCUACAACACAACCAUUGUGCUGAGCCAGGAAUAUCCACGUAGGGUGCAGGUUAAUGAAGUCUUUGUGAACCUGCCUUUCUAUUAUGAAGAUAAGAUAAAGGCUUACAUCAGUGGGAACGAGGCUUUAAUCAAGACUAGAUUUGACCUGACAGUAACCUUUGACUGGAAAAGCUACGUCAAGGUCACGGUGCCCAGUACAUACACCAAUGCCGUCUGUGGCCUCUGUGGAAACUACAACUUGAACCCCAAUGAUGACUUGGCCAUGAAAGAUGGUAGCCAAGCAGCCAGCAUAGCCCAGUUUGCAGAGAACUGGAAGGUGGCAGAGGUCCCCGGAUGCUCAGUGGGUUGCACUAAUGACUGCCCAGUAUGUGGGGAGGAACAGAAACAAACCUACAAGGGUGACCAGUACUGUGGGAUCCUCAUCAAGAAGGAUGGGCCAUUCAGAGAAUGCCAUAAGACCAUCGACCCAACAUCCUCCUUUGAUGACUGUGUCUUUGACACCUGCCAGUACCAUGGUCAGCAUGACACUCUGUGCAAUGCCAUCAGUAUCUAUGUGGCAGCUUGUCAGGCCCUGGGCGUUCAAGUUGAACCAUGGAGAUCAGAAUCCUUUUGCAGCCCUGCCUGCUCACUUAACUCUCAUUAUGAUCUCUGUGGAAAUGGCUGCCCUGCCACUUGCCGUGGCCUCUCAGCUCCACAUGGCUGUGAGGUAUCUUGCAAAGAAGGAUGCUACUGCAAUACUGGGUUUCUCCUCAGUGGGGACCAGUGUGUUCCUAUUGGGGAGUGUGGCUGUGUUUACCAGGACAAGUACUACCAGAUGGGAGAGGUUUUCUAUCCCGGUGCCUCUUGCCAAGAGAGAUGCAGUUGUACAACCAAUGGAGUUGUUGAAUGCCAGAAGAUGUCCUGUGGAGCCCAUGAAGAAUGUCGGGUGGAGAAUGGUGUCCAAGGCUGCCACCCUGUAAGCAGGGGUAAAUGCAGUGUGGGUGGAGGCUCCCACUACCUGACUUUUGAUGGACGGGCCUAUGACUUCCAUGGCACCUGCAUUUACGUUUUAGCUAGACUUGAAAAAGCCGAUGCUCAGCUGGCAAAUUUCUCUGUGUUGGUGGAGAAUGAGAAUUCUCUAACAAGAAUGGUUGUGAUAACUUUUCAUGGAUACACCAUUGUCAUUGAGAGGGCAAUGAAGUGGGAGAUCAAGGUGAAUGGAGAGCUCUACACAUUGCCCAUGAGUACAAACGAUGGGAAACUCUGGGUCAACCAGGAAGGGAACAACAUCAUCGUCCAAUCUGACUUUGGCCUCAAAGUCCUUUAUGAUGCCUCUGCUUACGUCUUGGUGUCUGUCCCCAGCACCUAUUGGGGACACUUGAAUGGCCUGUGUGGUAAUUUCAAUGGUGACAGCACUGAUGACUUCACUCUGCCCAACGGAAAAAGCACCCAGAAUGUGGAUGAGUUUGGGAUGUCUUGGAAGGUUCCUGUUCCUAGUGUCAGUUGUUCCGAUGGUUGUGGUGAGAAAUGUCCUGUCUGUGAUACAACCAAUACAGCUCCGUACCAACCCACGACUUCCUGUGGGAUGAUCCAAGCCACAUCAGGCCCAUUCAAGGACUGUCACUCAUUGGUGGACCCUCUUGAAUACUUCAGCCAUUGCCUGUAUGACAUGUGUGUGUCCAAUGGUGCAGGAGAGACCCUCUGUCAGAGCAUUCAGGCAUAUGUGGCUGCGUGCCAAGCUGCUGGAGCUACAAUUGGAGCCUGGAGAACAGACACCUUCUGCCCUCUCACCUGCCCACCCAAAAGCCAUUAUGAGCUGUGCACAAGGACUUGCGAUUUCACCUGCACCAGCUUGUCCACAUCAAGCCAAUGCACAAGAAAAUGUUUUGAAGGCUGCCAGUGUGACAGCGGCUACCUCUUUGAUGGUGCCAGUUGUGUGGCCAUGGAGAAUUGUGGCUGUAUUCAUGAUGGGCGGUACAUCAAGGCAGGAGAGAGUGUUGUCUUAAAUGGCUGCCUAGAGAAUUGCACCUGUCACAAACUGGGCAAGCUAAUCUGUGAGGAAACCACCUGUCAAGCAGGAGAAAUAUGCACCCUCCGUGAUGGUGUGCGUGGUUGCGUGGGGCAGAAAGGAGAGUGUUUGCUCACCCCUGGAGUACGGCUGACCUCCUUUGAUGGUGCCUCUGGGGAAAUUCUCUACAAUGGUGCCUAUGAGUUGGUCUCGCUGUGCAAUGGGCAGGACCCUUCUCGGUUCAGGAUCAUAGCGCUGACCCAGGAAUGCAGUGACUGGGAUUUGGCAAUUGUGUCAACACUCUACAUAUAUUUCCAAGGAAUUUCUAUCACUGUGAAGAAUAACAUGGAGACAUGGAUAAAUGGGUUCCAAGUGCAGCUCCCAGCAGCAGCCCCUGGAGAUGUAUCUGUAAGCAUUUCUCAGGAUGGAGUUUUGAUUAAUUUGGCAUCUGAAGUACAACUUUUACUCAGACCCUGUGGGGAAGUCAAGGUGCAAGUCAAGAGAAGCCUGGAAGGAAAACUGUGUGCCUCCUGUGGGAACUUCAAUGGGAAUGCUGCGGAUGACCUGACGCUGCCCAAUGGGAAGGUAGCAGGAAACCUUGCUGAGGUCAUUGAUGCCUGGAAAGCCAAGGACUUCUCUGGCUGUCAUCCCUCGCCAACCAUGGAAUUCCCAAUUGCGGAUUUGAGUAUCCACUACUGGGAAAUUGUGUCCACCCUCACCAACCGUGAUCCGACCAUGGCAAUGAGUCCUCUGGUGUUCUCGGCCUGGCUGGCCCUCCUGUGUGGUGAAGCAGGGCCCCCAUGCAGAUGGACCCAGUGCAGGAAGAAGGAGAAGUGUGAGAUCAGAAACAGUCAGCCAGUGUGCGUUCCGGAGUCUGAAUCCACCUGCUGGGCUCAGGGAGACCCACAUUAUCACACCUUCGACGGGAGGAACUUUGACUUCAUGGGCACCUGCACCUACACUAUUGCCAAGACUUGCACUCAGGAUCAGACUCUUCCUUCCUUCAGCAUUGAGGCCAAGAAUGAGAACAGGGGCAAUACCCAAGUUUCUUACAUUCAUUUUGUGACAAUCAGAGUCUAUGACAUCACUAUUACUGUGGUCAGAAAUGAGAUUGGACUUGUGAGGGUGAAUAAUAACCAGAAGUCCCAGCUGCCCAUCUCUCUGCAUGAGGGGAAAUUGAAGGUCUACCAGAGUGGGAGCUCUGUCAUUAUUGAGACUGACUUCUCACUGAGAGUCUCCUUUGACUGGUACAGCUACCUGGUGGUGAAGAUCUCCAGCAGCUUUUCAGAGAGCAUCUGCGGCCUUUGUGGCAACUACAAUGGAGACCCAAAUGACGAUUUCACCAUUCUUGAUGGGAGUUUGGCCCCCGGUCCUGUGGAGUUUGGGAGAAGCUGGAAGGUGGAGGAUGGUGACAUGUCCUGCUGGGAUGACUGCAAAGGGGAAUGCAAAAGCUGCCCAUCUGAGAAAGCCAAGAAGUAUGAAGCUGAGCCAUUCUGUGGCUGGAUCAGCAAAGGAGGAAAUGGCCCAUUCAGCCAGUGCCAUGCCGUGAUUGACCCCAAGAUCUUUCUGGACAACUGUGUUUAUGACCUUUGCUUUAAUGAUGGCCUCAAGAGCUUACUGUCUCUACCCUGCCCUGAGAACAGCCAGUAUAAGGCCUGUGGAUCUCCAUGUCCUGCCACCUGCAAUGACCAAGCUGCUCCCAGAAACUGUUCCUCAUGGCCUUGUGUGGAGACCUGCCAGUGCAAUGAGGGCUUUGUGCUGAAUGCUGGGAGGUGCAUUCCCGAGACGUCCUGUGGGUGUGUCUUUGAGGGGAAACUCUUCUCCCCUGGAGACCCCCACUACAUUAGCUUGGAUGGGCAGAAGUUUGAUUUCAUGGGCACCUGUGUGUAUCAGUUCAGUGGGCUGUGUGAGAAGAGAGACAUCCUGGAGAAUUUCCUGGUGCUUGUCCAAAAUGACCAUCGAGGCAGCCAGUCUGUGUCCUUCACCCGGGUUGUGGAGAUCAACGUUUAUGGUACAGCAAUUGUGAUUAGCAGAGAACACCCUGGAAAAGUCAUGGUUAAUGGCCUCCUGAUCAACCUGCCAUAUAAGACCAGAAACAACGAAAUUUCCAUUUAUAAGAGGGGGCAAGAGGCAGUGGUCCAGACAAACUUCUUCCUGAUUGUCACCUUUGACUGGCAAAGUCGAAUGACCAUGAAGGUACCCAAUGCUUAUGCUGGGGCCCUUUGUGGUCUUGGUGGGAACUUCAAUGGCAAGAAAGAAGAUGACAUGACCAUGAGAGAUGGCCGUUUGGCUCCAAAUCCAACAGCCUUUGGCCAGAGCUGGAAACUGCGGGAUGUUCUAGGCUGCACAGAAGUUGACAAGGGAGGGUGCCCUGGCCUAUCGGACCUUGAGAAAAGCCAACGGGAUCUCGGCAAGGAGUGCGGGCUUAUCCUCAACAAGAAUGGCCCUUUCAGAGAGUGUCACAGCAAAGUUGAUCCAGAGGGAUACUUCCAAGACUGUGUGUACGAUUACUGCUUCUUCAAAGGCCAGCAGACUGUGAUCUGCCAGGUUAUUGCCAGCUAUGCAGCAGCCUGCCAGGCAGCUGAGGCAACCCUCCAAGCCUGGAGAUCUGACACUUUUUGCAGUCUUCCCUGUGGUCAAAACAGCCACUAUGAGCUCUGUGCUACAGACUGUGUCCGGAGCUGUGCCAGCAUCUAUAUUCCGGUCCCUUGCACAGCAAAGUGCCAGGAAACCUGUGUGUGUGAUGAGAACUUUGUGCAGAGUGGGGAUCAGUGUGUCCCCAUGUCCCAAUGUGGCUGCUACCAUCAGGACCGCUACUACUUGGCUGGAGAGGCUUUCCACCCAACAUGUCAGGAGCGCUGUGUAUGUCAGGGUGGUGGGGCUGUGCAGUGUGAAGCAUUCACCUGUGGCCCCAAUGAGGAGUGCAAGUUGUCCGAUGGCAUUCAGAAAUGCUACCCCAUCGGCAGCGCCACAUGCUCUGUUUCUGGCGGCACUCACUAUCUCUCAUUCGAUGGACUUCCCUUUGAUUUCCAUGGCACCUGCACAUACACCCUGGCUAAGAGCAGCACAGGCAACAAGAACCUGAUACCCUUUACUGUUAAUGUGGAGAAUGGAGCCUGGCGAGACAGGAAGGUCUCCGUUCCCAAGAUGGUCUCUGUCCACGUCUAUGGCAUGACACUCACAUUUCUGCAGGACAAGGAGGGGCAAGUGAAGAAUAACUGGAGCAAAGUAUCUGUGAGGAAUAGUGUUAUAAUUGGACCAGUAUGGGGACAAAGGGAUAAAAAAAUUACUCCUUCAUGUGAUUCAAGACCAGCUCUUCUUUGCCAAAUAAUCCUCCUCAACAGGGAAAUGUUCUGCUUCCUACAGGUGGACAAUACAUUCCAUCUCCUCCCCGUCACCCUUGCUGGAGGGCAGCUCAAAGCCUAUCAGCAGGGCAUGAAAUUCCUGAUCCAAACUGACUUUGGUCUCAUUGUGAGCUAUGACCAGGUUUACCAAGUGAAAGUCACUGUCCCAGGCAAUUAUCAGGGCCAGAUGGGUGGCGUGUGUGGGAACUACAAUGACCAGAAUGAUGAUGAAUUCCUGCUUCCAGAUGGCAAGCCAGUCACAGAUGUGACUGCCUUUGGCACUGCUUGGAAAGUUGCAGUCCCUGGAGCAGAUGGAUCCUGCUCAGAUGGAUGCCCUGGGAACAAAUGCCCAAUCUGUGAGGAGAGAAAGAAAGCCAUUUUCAAACAGGACAACUACUGUGGGGUCCUCCUUUUGGAAGAUGGACCCUUCGGAGACUGUCAAGUCACAGUGGACCCUGAAGUGUAUUUCAACAACUGCAUCUAUGAUGUGUGCUUGGCCAAUGGGGACAGCGAUGUCUUGUGCCAGAGUAUUGAGAGCUACGUGUCUGCCUGUCAAGAUGCCGAGGUCUAUCUUGAUCCAUGGAGAACUCAGUCCUUCUGCCCUCUGAGUUGUCCGACCAACAGUCACUAUGACAUCUGUGCCGACGUUUGCUCCACCACCUGUGCCAAGAUCACAGACCCUGGAACAUGCCCAGCAAUCUGUGCUGAGGGCUGCCAGUGUGAUGAUGGUUUCUUCUUUGAUGGCCAUGGCUGCGUUACUGCAGGAGAUUGUGGGUGCUUCAUGAAUGGACGCUACUUCAAGCCCAAUGAGAAGGUUCUGAUGAAUGAGUGCCAGGAACGCUGCACCUGCAUCCCACUCCAGGGGCUCACCUGUGAGGCUCACAGUUGUACUGCUGACGAGAAAUGCAAGAUCCAGGAUGGAGUCAUGGGUUGCAUUAAUAAAGACCCUUGUAAAACAGUGACAUGCCGAGAAAAGGAAACAUGCAAGAUUGAGAAUGAACAAGCAAAAUGUGUCCCUGACUACCAUGGGAGCGCUAAUGGCUGGGGAGACCCCCACUACCACACAUUCGAUAGUUGGAAAUUUGAUUUCCAGGGCACCUGUACUUAUACCUUUGCCAAAUACUGCGGAAAUGAUCCUACACUGGUGCCUUUCACUAUAGAUGCGAAGAAUGACAACAGGGGAAGCCAAGCCGUGUCUUACAUAGCUCAGACCCAUAUCUAUGUCUACGGAUACAAGAUCUCCAUCUACAAGCAGGAAAAUGGGAGGAUCAGGAUAAAUGAUGUAAGUGCCAGCCUACCGUUGACUCUAGAAGAUGGUAAGCUCAAACUUUACCAGAGCGGUUCCAGUGCUCUCCUGCAAACAGAUUUUGGCCUCCAAGUGUCAUACGACUGGAACUGGUACCUGGUCGUCACUCUCUCUAGCAGCUACUAUGGAGCCAUCUGUGGCCUAGCUGGGAAUUUCAAUCAAAACCCUGGAGAUGACAUGACCUUUCUAAAUGGCACCAAGGCAACCUCUAUUGUAAGCUGGGCCAGCAGCUGGAAAGUCAAAGACCGAGAUCCCUUCUGCUGGGAUGAGUGCAAAGGGCAUUGUCCAACAUGCAGUGAAAGCCACAAACAGCUCUAUGGAAAUGAAAAAUUCUGUGGAGUGAUCAACAAAAUUUCCGAAGGGCCCUUCGGAGAGUGUCACUCCAAAGUGAACCCAGAUGACUUCUUUGAUAGUUGCAUUUAUGAUGUGUGCCUGAAUGGUGGUGCCAAGAAUAUGCUCUGCCAGGCACUGGAAGCCUAUGCCAAAACUUGCAGGAAAGCAGGUGCCACCAUACAUGACUGGAGGACACCUUCUGGCUGUGCCUUGCCAUGCCCUGAAAACAGCCACUACGAGGCCUGUGGAAAUGCCUGCCCGGCUAGCUGCUCGGAUCGCACCGCUCCAUCCACCUGCAAAGAGCCAUGCGUGGAAACCUGCCAGUGCAAUGAUGGCUUUGUCCUCAGUGUUGACAAGUGCGUGCCUAUAGGAAGUUGUGGCUGCACCUACAACGGCUUCUACUACAAGCCUGAGGAGGAAUUCUGGGCCGACAAUUUCUGUGGCUCUCACUGCAAGUGUGAUCCUACCCUGGGCAUGGUGGUGUGCAAGAAGGCUGGCUGUAAAGACAAUGAGAGGUGUGCUGUGGUUGAUGGAGUCCAGGGUUGUUAUCCCAUCAGCAAAGCUACCUGCACAGCAUCUGGCGACCCUCAUUACACCACUUUUGAUGGGAAGAAAUAUGAUUUCAUGGGCACCUGCAUCUAUCAGCUUGCUGGACUGUGCUCCAAGGACCCAACCCUCAAGCCUUUCACUGUCAAUGUGCAGAACAACUACCGAGGCAACACUAAGGUCUCCUACACCAAGGUGGUGACAUUGGAGGUCUACGAUAUAACUAUUGUGCUAAGCCAGGAAUAUCCUCGUCGGGUGCAGGUUAAUGAAGUCUUUGUGAAUCUGCCUUUCUACUUAGAGGAUAAGGUAAAGGUUUAUAUCAGUGGGAAUCAGGCCUUCAUCAAGACCAAUUUUGACCUGACAGUAACCUUUGACUGGUAUAGCUAUGCCCAGGUCAUUGUGCCCAGUACAUACACCGAUGCCGUUUGUGGCCUCUGCGGCAGCUACAACUCAAACCCCAAUGAUGACUUGGUCAUGAAAGAUGGUAAACAAGCAGCCAGCAUAGCCCAAUUUGCAGAAAGCUGGAAGGUGGCUGAGGUGCCUGGAUGUUCAGCGGGUUGCACUAAUGAUUGCCCAGUAUGUGAGGAAGCAAAGAUACAAACCUACAAGGGUGACCAGUACUGUGGGAUCCUCAUCAAGAAGGAUGGGCCAUUCAGAGAAUGCCAUAAGACCAUCGAUCCAACACGCUUCUUUGAUGACUGCGUCUUCGACACCUGCCAGUACCAUGGUCGGCGUGACAUUCCUUGUGAUGCCAUCAGCAACUACGUGGCAGAUUGCCAGGCCUUGGGCAUUCCAGUUGAAAAAUGGAGAUCAGGCUCCUUCUGCAACCCUACCUGUUCACUUAAUUCCCACUAUGAUCUCUGUGGAAAUGGCUGCCCUGCCACUUGCCGUGGCCUCUCAGCUCCACCUGGCUGUGAGGUAUCUUGCAAAGAAGGAUGCUACUGCAAUACUGGGUUUCUCCUCAGUGGGGACCAGUGUGUUGCUAUUGGGGAGUGUGGCUGUAUGUACCGGGACAAGUAUUACAAGAAGGGAGAGGUUUUCUACCCCGGUGUCUCUUGCCAGGAGAGAUGCAGUUGUACAGACAAUGGAGUUGUUGAAUGCCAGAAGAUCUCCUGUGGAGUCCAUGAGGAAUGCCGGGUACAGAAUGGAGUCCAAGGCUGCCAUGCUGUGGGCUGUGGAAGAUGCAGUGUAUCUAGAGGCUCCCACUACAUGACGUUUGAUAGACGGGCCUAUGACUUCCAGGGUACCUGCACUUACACUUUGGCUGAACUCAACAAAGCAGAUUCUUGGCUGGAAAAAUUCUCUGUGCUAGUGGAGAAUGAGCUUUCCCUGACAAAGAAGGUCGUGAUAUCAUUUCAUGGAUACAUUACCAUCAUUGAGAAGGCAAUGAAGUGGAAGAUCAAGGUGAAUGGAGAGCUCUACACAUUGCCCAUGAGUACAAACGACAGGAAACUCUGGGUCAACCAGGAAGGGAACAACAUCAUCGUCCAAUCUGACUUUGGCCUCAAAGUCCUUUAUGAUGCCUCUGCUUACGUCUUGGUGUCUGUCCCCAGCACCUAUUGGGGACACGUGAAUGGCCUGUGUGGUAAUUUCAAUGGUGACAGCACUGAUGACUUCACUCUGCCCAAUGGAAAAAGCACCCAGAAUGUGGAUGAGUUUGGGAUGUCUUGGAAGGUUCCUGUUCCUGGUGUCAGUUGUUCCGAUGGUUGUGGCAAGAAAUGUCCUGUCUGUGAUACAACCAAGACAGCUCCGUACCAACCCACGACUUCCUGUGGGAUGAUCCCAGCCAAAUCAGGCCCUUUUGAGGGCUGUCACUCAUUGGUGGACCCUCUUGAAUACUUCGGCCAUUGCCUGUAUGACAUGUGUGUGUCCAAUGGUGCAGGAGAGACCCUCUGUCAGAGCAUUCAGGCAUAUGUGGCUGCGUGCCAAGCUGCUGGUGCUACAAUUGGAGCCUGGAGAACAGACACCUUCUGCCCACUCUCCUGUCCAUCCAACAGCCAUUAUGAGUUAUGCUCAAGGAGUUGUGAUUACACCUGCACCAGCGUGUCCACUUCAAGCCAAUGCACAAAAAAGUGCUUUGAAGGCUGCCAGUGUGACAACGGCUACCUGUUUGAUGGUGACAGUUGUGUGGCAAUUGGGCAUUGUGGCUGCAUUUAUGAUGGGCGGUAUAUCAAGACAGGAGAAAGUGUUGUCUUAGAGGGCUGCAUGACGACUUGCACCUGUCAAGCUUUGGGCCAGCUCAUCUGUAAGGACACCAGCUGUCAGGAAGGAGAAAUAUGUGCCCUCAAUAAUGGUGUGCGUGUUUGCAUGAAGAAGAAAGGAGAGUGCUUGCUCACCCCUGGCGCACGGCUGACCACUUUUGAUGGCACCUCUGGGGAAAUCCCACACAAUGGCGCCUAUGAGGUGGUCUCGCUUUGCAAUGAGGAAGACCCUUCUCGGUUCAGAAUCAUAGCAGUUACCCAGAAAUGCAGUGCCGGGGAUUUGGCAACUGUGUCAACACUCCAUGUGUUCUUCCAAGGAGCUCUGAUCACUGUGAAAAAGAACAGAGAGACUUGGAUAAAUGGGUAUCGAGCACAGCUCCCAGCAAAUGUCUUUGACAAUGUAUCUGUAAGCGUCUCUCAGGAUGGAGUUGUGAUCAAUUUGGCCUCUGCAGUACAAGUUCUCUUCAGACCCCAAGGGGAAGUCAAGGUUCAAGUCGAGGAAAGCCUGCAAGGAAAACUGUGUGCUUCCUGCGGGAACUUCAAUGGGAAUGCUGCAGAUGACCUAACGCUGCCCAAUGGGAAGGAAGCAGGAAACCUGGAUGAGGUCAUUCAUGCCUGGAAAGCCAAGGACUUCUCUAGCUGUGAUGCUUAAAAGCCAACGGAGCCACUGUGGAACCCUCCUGGCAUCACUCCCCAAUGAUAUGAAGUCUAUCCUGGAGCUCAGAUCUUCUCUGUAAAAUCUGCUCUAAUGUCAUAAAUGUGACUCAGCCCUCUGCCAGGUGUCUUCUGAUUACCAAUGAAAUUAUGGAACUUUCCCCUAAAAACCAAUAAAUCCUUUUGUGGAAAACUCUUCCAGGAUAUCAAUCUCUCCUCAUGAUUUAUUGUCAUAAUUGGUCUCAAAUUCCCACAUGUAAGAGUGGGGGAAAAUACAGUUGUGAAGAUAUUAAUGAAACUCAAAAUGAUUUAUAACAUAGACUAAUACUAAUAGUCUCAGUCUAAAGCAUGACAACAAAACAGAAGUUGAGAAACUGGCUCUGAAAGAAACAUGGCUAACCUGCAUUCUGGUGAAACCAGCUCUUACACUGGUGGGGGAACCAGCUGGGUGGCCUUACUGGGAUUUGACAAGGGCAUUGUAUAGCAAGUACCACCCACUUAAAAUUGCACGUUAAAAAAAAUCCCCAAUUUCAUAUUAUCUUCUGUCCAGAGGACUGAAAAAAUGGUGUUUCAUUUACAGCAAUUUGAGUAGGCUCUGCAUCUUCCAAAGGGAAACUGAGCUCUGAUUCUUUUGCCAACCAGGGUGCUUAUCCCACCAACUAUUCUCAGGCAACUAUGAACUAGAAGGUCCCACAUAUUUUGACACUGUUUGCACACAAAUAGGAGAGCCUGACAACAGCCUGUUUGAUUAUCCUUAAGGAUCAAGCUGGAUCCAAUGAUAGGCAGAGCUAUCAGUAGGCAGGUCCAACCCUGCAAUAAUUAAAAAGAAGUGGAGGGUGCGGGGAAUGACCAACUUGUGGUUUUCUCCAAUCUAUACAGUUGUUUACUUGUAUGAAGUAAAAUUGCCAUCAUUCACACUAGCUGCCUUAUUAGUGCUAACAUUGCCCUUUGGUUGAGUGGUGGUGAAGGAAUAGUAGGUAGAAACUGCCUUAUACUGAGUUGGGCCAUUGGUCCAUCUAGCUCAGUACUGUCUACACUGACUGGCAGUGGCUCUCUGAGGUUACAGGCAGGGGUCUUUCCCAGCCCUACUGGAAAUGCUGCCAGGGAAUGAGCCUGCGGCCUUGUGCAUUACAAACAGAUGCUCUACCGCCCCGCUUUCCCAAAGAAAAUGUCCCCCAUGUAUUGGUUCUCAGAGCGAACUGUAUACCUCUUUACAAAAGUAUAGGUGGGAUAGGCUUAGGUUUAGACUCUAUAGGUUUAGGUGGGGUAACAUAUGAACACAAUGAAUAUUUUGUUUUAUAAUCUGCAAAUCUCGAUCUGAUCUUUAGCAAUGCAUUUCAUAAGUAGUUUAUACAUUUCUCUCUUCUCUUUUUUUAUUGUAUUUACAUGAUACAUUGUUUGAAUUUCUUUGUAUAUAGGUCUAUGACCAUAAUAAAGUUCUGUUCUAUUCUG